GCAGCGACACCACGCCAUGAGCCUGGAUGACGUCUACGUCGAGGCAGCGACGCCAAAGACGAGCGACGAGCCCAAGGUCAACACGGAAGAUGAGAAGCACCCAAUGGAGACAGCGAGCUGGGUCUCGAUCGUCUUGAUCUCGUGGAUGGAUGCGCUCAUCCGAAAAGGCGCGUCGUCGCCGCUCAAGGAAGCCGACAUUUGGCCCGUUCGGUACGCCGACUCGGCCGAAGGUCUUCACGCGCUUGUCCAUGCCGAGUGGGCCAAGGAGCUCACAAAACCACAGCCAGCGUUCCACAAGGCGCUCUGGCGGUCCAUGGCGCGCGACUCCAUCUUGACGAUCGCGCUCUACUUUGUCUACUCGUUCCUGAUGCUACUGCAGCCGAUCGUGAUCAAGUCGCUUUUGCAGUACAUCCAAGGCAAGCCCACGUCGCUCGGCCUCGAAUCCGGCUACGGUCUCGCGGCGCUGCUCACGAUCCUCUCGUUCGUCUCGGUGACGGUCAUUGACUUUGGCCAGUACCUCUCGUCCAACCUCGGCUGCAACGCCAAGACGAUCAUCAUGGACGUCGUCUAUCGCAAGAGCCUCAAGCUCUCGGGAUUCGCCAAGCGGGCUAUGUCGUCCGGCGAGAUUGUCACCUUGUCCAGCGUCGACUCGGAGCGCGUCUUCCAAGGCUACCUCCUCGGUGCGUGGACGUGGGCCUCGCCCGUCGCCGUCCUCGCCAUCUUUCUCAUGAUCGGCUUCGAAAUGGGCUUCCUCGUCGGCCUCGUCGGCGGCGUCUUCAUGUAUGGCAUGCUCGCGCUCGGGUACUUCUCGGCCAAGACCGUCGGCGACACGCGCCGCGCGCUCCUCAACGUGCAGUCGGAGCGUGUGAAGCUCACCAACGAGCUCCUCCAAGGCGUCCGCGUCGUCAAGAUGUACGGCUGGGAGGCGCACCUCGAGGCCGAGGUUGCGCGAGUCCGCGGCCAAGAGCUCGUGCUCCUCAAGCAGUACCACGGUCGCCGCGUCUUCAACACGAUUGCGCUCAAUAUCGCACCGGUCAUUUGCCUCGCUCUGUGUCUGCUCACGUACGUCGCCCAAGGCAACGCGCUCACGGUCGAUGUCGCCUUCACCGUGCUCGCCUACAUGAACGUGGCGCGGCUGCCGGCAAUGACCUUUUCGAACGCGAUUCUCUUCAUCCAGGAGGCCAAGGCAUCGUGCGAUCGCAUUGGUGCGUUCCUUCUGAGCGACGAAGUGGAGGGCGCAACCUUGGACACGCCGACACCGAAUCCCACGUGCGACACCCCCAGCGUAACGAUCACGGACGGCGACUUUACGUGGCACGCGAGUCCGUCCACGGACGCCGACCCGUCAUUUCCGUUGACGCUGCGCAACAUCAACCUCCACCUCGCUCCUGCCUCGCUCACGAUCGUGGUCGGCGCUGUCGGCAGCGGCAAGUCCAGCCUCGUCUCGGCCCUCCUCGGCGAGAUCCACCAAGUGCGCGGCACCUGCCACGUCACCGGCAACGUCGCGUACGUCAGCCAAGAGCCGUGGAUCCAGCACGACACGCUGCGCAACAACAUCCUCUUUGCCGACGCCUUGGACGACGCCAAGUACAGCGCGGUGCUCUCGGCCUGCCAGCUCACGUCCGAUUUGCGCAUGCUGCCGGACGGCGACCGCACCGAGAUUGGCGAGCGCGGCAUCAAUUUGAGUGGCGGCCAGAAGGCGCGCGUGAGUCUCGCCCGCGCCAUGUACCGGACCGAGGCAGAUAUCUACUUGCUGGACGACCCGCUGAGCGCGCUGGACGUGCACGUGGCGGGCGCGGUGUUUCGGGACUGCGUGCAAGGUCUCUUGGCGAGCAAGACGACGUUAUUGGUGCUCAACAGUCACUACCAUCUGCUGCCGCACGCGGACCGUGUCGUGGUCUUGGUGGACGGCGCGAUCGCGGCGGACGGGCCGUUUGAUGCGGUCAAGGCGCAGUUUCCGGACCUCCAGAGCUUUGCCGAGCAUGCCAAGACAGAGGACGAUGUCGCGUCGGUCAAGUCGGUGGUGGCAACGACGGAGGCGGCGACAACCGAUGGCGUGCUCGUGGCCAAAGAGGCGCGGCAGAUCGGAGCCGUCUCGGGCUCUACGUACGCCACGUACAUUGGCUCGACGUCGCUCGCGAUCCUCGACUGGUUCAUGGGCUACUGGUCCACGCACGAGUCGCUGCAGGGCCAACUCUCGUCCGCGUGGACUUACUCUGGUAUUGCUGCUGUCUCGAUUGGUCUCGUCUGGGGCCGCAGCGUCUACGUGCUCUUCAUUGUGCUGCUCUGCUCCAAGUCGCUGCACCAGCGGCUCUUCACCAAGGUGCUCAGCGCGCCCGUCAACACCUUCUUCGACUUGACGCCGGUGGGACGCAUCCUCAACCGGUUCUCGAGUGACUUGGACCAAGUCGACUCGCAGCUGCCGUUCUUUGGGAUCCUCUUCCUGCAGUUUUUGUUUCAGAUCCUCGCCGUCGCACUCGUGUGUGCUGCCACGUCACCGUUCAUUCUGAUUCUGUACCUCCCGCUGAUAUACCUCUUUUACAAGAUUCAAGUCUACUACAACGUCUCAUCUGGCGACCUCAAGCGCAUGGACUCGACGACGCGGUCACCGGUCGUCAACUUGAUCUCGGAGACCAUCAACGGUCUCUCGACGAUCCGCGCCUUCCGCAUGAGCAGCGUCUUUGCCGCCAAAAGCCGCGCGGCCUUGGACUACAACCAGCGCUUCUUCCUCAUCUAUCGCGUCGCAACCCGCUGGCUGCAAAUGCGUCUCGACUGGCUCUCGGCCGCCAUCAUCGCCGGCGUCGCCUUCUUGUCGAUUGCGACCAAGGCGUCCGUGGGCCUUGCCGCCGCCGGCCUUGCGCUGACGUAUGCGUCGCAGAUGUCGUCCUUCCUCUCGCGCACGACUAUGCUCUUUUCAUUCAUUGACAACAUCAUGACGUCCGUCGAGCGCCUCGAAGAGUACAACAGCCUCGAGACCGAAGGUGACACACGAGCCGUCACGACGACCGUCGACGCGUCGUGGCCAGCCCAAGGCGUCGUCACCUUUGACCACUACGCGAUGCGGUACCGCGACCACCUCAACCUUGUCCUGAAAGACGUGUCGUUUACCGUGCCGGCUGGCGCCAAGGUCGGCAUCUGCGGCCGCACGGGCUCGGGCAAGAGCUCGCUCAUGGUCGCGCUCUUCCGCAUGGUCGAGGCGGCCUCUGGUCGCAUCCUCAUCGACGGCGUCGACCUCGCAUCCAUCGACUUGCACACGAUGCGGUCGCGGCUCACCAUCAUCCCGCAAGACCCCGUCCUCUUCUCGGGCUCGCUGCGCUUCAACUUGGACCCGUCCAAUGGCUCGAGCGACGACGAGCUCUGGAGCGUGCUCAAGCAAGUGCACUUGGGCGACGCCAUCUCAACUCUUGAGUUUGAGGUCGCCGAGAAGGGCGGCAAUCUCUCGGUGGGCCAGCGACAGCUGCUCUGCAUCGCGCGCGCCUUGUUGCGCAAGAGCCGCGUCGUCUUGCUGGACGAAGCCACGGCCAGCAUCGACUUGGCGUCCGACCGGCUCAUCCAAGAAACCAUCAAGGACUGCUUUGGUCACGACGUGACACUGCUUGUGAUUGCGCACCGUCUGGACACGAUUCUGGACAGCGACCAGAUUCUGGUGAUGGCCGACGGUCGCGUGGCCGAGUACGGACCCCCGAGCGAGCUGCUCGCGAACGAUGCGAGUGCGUUUGCACAGCUGGCCAAGCAGGCUCGAUUAGGCUAAGCCGGCGAUGACAAACAGCAAUAUAUAUAGUAGGAGCA
Saprolegnia parasitica CBS 223.65 is the source of this 3789-nucleotide messenger RNA. RefSeq lists its product as hypothetical. Gene Ontology annotation, cellular component: membrane. The transcript has 2 exons. Gene Ontology annotation, molecular function: ABC-type transporter activity; ATP binding; ATP hydrolysis activity. The record is from RefSeq and is a predicted model, not a curated record. Gene Ontology annotation, biological process: transmembrane transport. Lineage: Eukaryota; Oomycota; Saprolegniomycetes; Saprolegniales; Saprolegniaceae. Bases 17 to 3751 code for a protein of 1244 amino acids.